CAAGGUGGCACUCAAUCAGACAAAUGAGGAAGAAGCCGAGAGGUAUUUGCGGCUGUGGCGACAGCAAAGCAGGGCUUCUUCAUGAUCUUUUUCAUUGAACUAACUCAAAGUUAGCCAGUAGCAUUGACACUUGCAAUACAAAGCUGCAUCACCAUGAUGGUACGAUUUUGGGCUCUUUGUCUGCUCUCGGCAGCUCCAACGUUGGCCUUUGUGGCCCCACGAGGAAAUAAUUUCUUUCACAAUGAUGUAGCCCUGAGAAUGGCCGCCGAAAAAACCUUGGUGGUAAUUUCCCCACCCGGUGGAGUGGGUGAAGUGACAGCGGUCAAGGCGGCCACCAUGGGAAGUGCCGUCCGAUGGUUUGUCGUAUCCCAAACGGGAAAUCCCAAUGUGGUCCUGUCGCAAUCGGCAUUGGACGAAAUUGCCAGUGCCGGUGGCAGUGUCGAAUUGGCAGGAGCCGAUGCCGAAAGUUUGCUCCUCCCAGAAGAAGACCCAAAAUCGGCCGUGGCAGCUGUAUCGACAUGGUGUGGACAAGCCAAUGGCAUGGCGUGUACAUUUGAUGGUAUACAGGCGGCCAAAGCCAUGGAAAACUCAAAGGAAGAUCCCACGCAAGUCUGGAAAAAUGCCAUCAAGUUGGCGGCCAAACAGGUGGCACCAGCUGUCAGUGGUGCCAAAGUGGCCAUUUUGUCCGCUUUGGAUCAAGAUAUUGAAACUGAACAACCACAAGAAGAAAAGGGUGGUCUUGGUAGUUUGGUGGGAUCCCUCGUGGGAGGAGGUGGUGUUUCUUUACCGGCCACACUUACACAGGCCAUGGCAGCGGAUGCUUCCAAAUUGGCCAUUUUGCGUCAUGGAGAACUCUUUGGGACGCCCGAAUCAUCCCCCGAUUUCUCACCCUUGGUGGGAGGACCCCAACGAAACCCCGAAUUCUGUGAGGAAUACAUGACUCGAUCCGUACGCAUCGAUCCAACUCUCACCGUCACGGGAAAUGUCAUGAUGGGCAAGAACACGCGCUCUUCGCGACAUUCCGUGGGAGAAGCUGCAGCUCGGAUCUUGCUGGACAAGGUAUCGGCCACUGGUCUCGAUUUGUGUCUCUCUUCGCAAAUGGGGAGCGAUCUCGUGGGAGAAGAAACCUGGCAAGAAGAGUUUCAACGAUCGGCCAAAAUGCUCGAGUCGGGCGCCGGGGCGCAGUUGUUUUCGGCAUCCUUUUCGUCGGUUCCCGAUACAGAGCGUCUGGCGGACUGGUUGGCCACCAAGUGGGCUCCAGCCGUGUUGCGUACCUAUGAUAUUGCUGCCAUUCGGACGGGAGCGCGACCUGUCAUUGCCAAGCGUGCCGGUGAUGGCAAGGUGGAGAUUGUCUGGCAAGAACUGGUGGACUUCAACAGUGUCACGGUUGGGAAAAUGAUCGUUGAGGUAUCCGGCUCUGGCUUGGUGGCGACACGAGGACCCGGAGACGCAGCGGCGGGCUUUGGUGCCAUUAGCUCCAAGCCACUCAAUGGAGAAAAUGUGUUGGUGAUGCGACUUGCAGAAGCUGCAUCGCAGGCGAUUGACAAGGGGCUUGCCAAGAAGGUAGCCAAGAAGCAAGCACCCAAGAAGGAACCAGUCAAGGAGCCCGUGGCUGCCGCCCCAGUUGCGACGACAAUUGCAGCUUCCGGCACGGUUGAUACACCACCAGCAGCGCCAAGGACAGAUUCGGGUCCACGACAGGCUGGUGCACGACGUUCCAAGGAACGGGCUCGUGGAAGCAAGAGGAGAAAACCUUCUGCCUCCAAAAAGGAAGAUAGCUAAGCGAAUCGGUUCAAAUGGUAGCAUUGAAUCAAUCGAAUCAAUUGAAAGUAGCUCUACACCAGCUAUGAUGCUCUGGUAU
Molecule: messenger RNA, 1861 nt
Organism: Seminavis robusta
Lineage: Eukaryota; Bacillariophyta; Bacillariophyceae; Naviculales; Naviculaceae
Source: the annotation of a GenBank genome assembly